Messenger RNA from Bombina bombina (fire-bellied toad), 2531 nucleotides. It is a transcript of the gene TERF2IP, whose product is annotated as TERF2 interacting protein. The record is from RefSeq and is a predicted model, not a curated record. NCBI's taxonomy places the organism in Eukaryota, Metazoa, Chordata, Amphibia, Anura, Bombinatoridae. The coding region runs from base 11 to 2194 and encodes 727 amino acids. Gene Ontology annotation, biological process: telomere maintenance via telomere lengthening; regulation of DNA-templated transcription. Gene Ontology annotation, molecular function: telomeric repeat DNA binding. Gene Ontology annotation, cellular component: shelterin complex. The transcript has 3 exons.
UCAGCGUGCAAUGGCGUCCCCUGUCAAGUUUUCUCACUCGCGGACUCUGUUUUUGAAUGAGGAUGGCCGUUCUAUGCGUUUUUAUGUGAGGCCGGGGCCGGUGAAACGGGAACUGUCACCGUUAAUAUCUCACGGGGGUGGCAUUUUAUGCAGACUGCAGGAACCUGGGGUGCUGCUCCUUGCUGAGCCGGGGGAGGUCCGGGGACCACAGUAUGUGUCAUGCCAGUUUGUGAGGGACUGUGUGAGCUACAACGAGAGGCUGGAAACCGAGGACUACCGGCUGCUGGAGGCACGGGGCCGACUUACUUCUAAGGAGAGCAACCAGGGGGUGACCGUGAAUACGGCUUGUGUAGGUAUAGCAAUGCCAACUGAGGGGGCGGAUAGUGAGAGGAGCGGGGAAGGGGAGAAACACUGGGUAGAGAUAGCAGGAGAACAGCACAACGGAGGAGAAUAUCCAGGGUCUGAGAGAGAGGGAGUACGGGACCAUGAGUUGGAAAAUCAAAUGGAGGAGGGGCAGGCUGGCCAAUGGGAUACGAAUGGUAAGAAUCAAGGUAGCAGGAAAGAAGAGAACUCUGUUAGGAAACCGACACAUGAGGAUGAGAAUCAGACAGAUGAGGGGAUAAAGGAGAGUGAGAAUAAAGUUGGCCAGGGGAUACAUGAGAAGGAGAAUCAGACAGAUGAGGGGAUAAAGGAGAGUGAGAAUCAAGCUGACCAGGGGAUACAUGAGAAGGAGAAUCAGACAGAUGAGGGGAUAAAGGAGAGUGAGAAUCAAGCUGACCAGGGGAUACAUGAGGAUGAGAAUCAGACAGAUCAGGGCAUAAAGGAGGCUGAGAACCAGGCUGGUCAGGGUAUACAUGAGGAGAAUGAGAAUCAGACAGAUGAGGGUAUUAAGGAGGGUGAGAAUCAGGCUGGCCUGGGUAUACAUGAUGAAGAUAAUCCAACAGAUGAGGGGAUAAAAGAGGGAGACAAACAAGCGGGUCAGGGGAAACAUGAGGAGGAGAAUCAGACCAAAAAGGUUAUAAAAGGAGGAGAGAAUGCGACUGUUCAGGAAAUUACAGAGGGAGAUAGUCAGGCUGGCCAAGAGAUAACUGAGAAUUGGGCAGAUCAGGAGGUAGCCGUAGAGCAACAGAUUAGUCAGGAAAUAAAGAAGGGGAAAACUGAGUCAAGUCAGGAGGUGGAGGAAGACAAGCAGAUAAGUCCAGACAAUAUGAUCAAAAAGCAGCUGGUUGUUCAGUGUGAGAAGAUCAGAGAGAAACAGACUAGGCAGGAAAAAGACAUGCUGGUAGAUCAAAGUGAAGGUUUGGGAAAAGAGCCAGAAGAGAAGAACCAAAGAAGGGGGCACAUUAUGAAGCAAAAAGGGAAAGUGGGGAAGCAGUUGUUAGAGGAGGAUCUGACAUUGGCAGAUAGGACAGGAGCCUUUACUGCAAACAAAGAGAGUAGCACCUCUACACCAAGUCCAAGAACCGCUGUGAUUAACAACGACAAGAGAAGACUAUUCACAAGGGAGGAGGAUGUGACCAUCCUCACAUAUGUGCGGGAUUAUUCACAAAUAUACGGUUCAGUGUCUGGUAUCCGAUUGUGGAAGAAGUUGGAGAAGACAAAGUUAUUGAAGAGAAGCUGGCAAGCUAUGAAGGAACGGUAUAGGAAACACCUUGUCAAGUGCAAGAAAAGCUACAUAUUACCUCCUCGUCCAACAAACCAAGGGAAGGUGAAAAAUGCAGACUUAAACCACAAGGAAUCUGACGACACUCAUGAGGAUGCCGAGGACCUGCAGAUAUUCGAGAUUGCAAACAUGGAAUUCGAGGUUGAUAACACACCCGAGCCGGCUGUAUCUCUAAAGGAUUUUGUUAUGGGAGAGGAUUCUGCCUUUCCUGAAAGCCAGACACAAGUGGAUGAGGUAUCUUCAAGCCCUGAGCUUUCAGAAAUGGACGGUCUGCAGGAGUGCCUACAUAGUAUGAUGGCAGAGUUCAACCUUAGCCUGUGCCAGGUCACCCAAGCGCUGCUGAAGAACAACGGGGAAGUGGGAUCCACCAGACACUUCUUAAGAACAGGAUCCCGUCCGGAUGGCUAUCCCAUAUGGGUGCGAAAAGAUGACUUGGACUUGCAGAAUGAUGAUGCCAGUAUCCAAGAGACACUGAUAAAAAAAUAUGGCGCUGACAAUGUUACUAAACGGGUUGCAUUCCUGGCUAGUUAGAAACUCUGUUAAAAAAAAAAAGAGAAAAGAAAAAUCGCCACCUAACUUUCUGAAUGGAAUCAAAUCUUUUCAUACUAGUAAAUCCGUAUCGGAUAAAAUUACACUCUAACAAGGCACAAAUAAAUGUUUUUUUUUUUUUAAAAAAAGUGCCUAAAAUAGAUUAACUGCUAAAUAGAAGUUUUUCAUGAUGUGUAUAUAGUUUGUUUUUCCCCCCACAGUCAUGUGUUAUUACUUUUUUGUAUGGUUUGAUAAACCUGUCCCAUGUUUUAUGAAUUAUACCUUUUUGGGUUUUUUCUGUCUUAUUUUCAAGGGAAAUAAAACACACUGAGAUUUGUUA